AUGAAGCUCCUCCCCGGCCUCGCAUUCCUCGUGGGUGUAGCUCCCGCCGCGCAGCUGCAAGGGCAGAAGCCCCUGACCGGCGGGACCGACUUCAAGCCAUGGAUGCCGCCGGCAGGAGCCCUAAGCGAUCGCGAGUUUGAGCGCCUCUGCGGGACCAUGAUGUCCGAGUCGAACCCGCGCUACCUCACCGAGGGCUGCCAGGGCACGGCCGAGUGGUGCCUCGGCAGGCUGUACGCCGCGGGCGAGUUCGACGGCCCCGAGACAUGCCUGGCCAGCCGACGACGGAAGCCGUGGCGGGACCCGGCGCCGUUCGACGUCGCCGAGCGGCGGUGCGCCAACCCGCGGGCCGAAGAGUGUGUCGGCACGGAGAGGUGGUGCAGCGAGCAGCUCUGGAACGGCACGGGCGACUUGUUCAGCGGGCCCAAGCCGUGCCUGGCGAGCCGGGAGCCCAAGCCGAGGACUGUCGCUCGGCCCAAGCGAGACGUGGUCCGCGAGACGUGGGCCGAGUCUGUGCCCGUGUCCAGGGGCCGCGGACGAGCUUGA
Molecule: messenger RNA, 543 nt
Organism: Hirsutella rhossiliensis
Lineage: Eukaryota; Fungi; Ascomycota; Sordariomycetes; Hypocreales; Ophiocordycipitaceae
Exons: 2
Coding region: 1-543 (180 amino acids)
Source: RefSeq, a predicted model, not a curated record